Molecule: messenger RNA, 7911 nt
Organism: Bursaphelenchus okinawaensis
Lineage: Eukaryota; Metazoa; Nematoda; Chromadorea; Rhabditida; Aphelenchoididae
Source: the annotation of a GenBank genome assembly
AUGGCUAAAAUUGAACGACCACAUAUUGUGCUGGAUUUUCAGGAGGCAAUCAAGGAUUCGCCAGCAUUUCGUCAAGAUCUGAACCAAAAUCAGGAGUAUUUCAACUCGAUUUUCAAGCGAUACUCGGAGGUAAGUGUUCGAAUUGGUUUGUAUUUUUUGUUUUUAGUGUGUUAACAAAGUGGAUGUGAUUGUGGAAUGUGGCCAGAACUAUGUUGCAGCUAUUUAGUAAGUUUGCGAGGGGUUAAAGACUGCAAGGAUGUUAUUCUUGAUGGUUAAUAUGGAAGUUUAUGUUUUUCUUUAUGUUACCUUUAGAAAUUAGAUUGCUGAUUGAUAUCAUUAGCUUCUUUAUUAUUCUUUGCUCCUUUUAAGAUUAGUUUGAAGUAGCUAUCAUUUUGAAAAAGUAAAAUUUUGAUCAAAAGUCUAUAAGACAGCCUUCUAAUAAAUAUUCAUAAGUUAUUAUGUCUGUAAUGAACUUCUUUCUUAAUAAUUUUAAUAAAUCUUUAUAACAAUUAUUCUUCAGUAUCUUGUCGAUCUAUAUUAACUUAUUUCAGCAAUUUCACAGCGACAUUGAACACAUUAUGGGCAGAAUUAGGUAUAGAUGAGCCGAAAACUAAACAAACUUUCGAUGCCAUCUCAGACGCGUUAGCACAAGUUGUCUAUCUCAACAAAGGGUUGAUCGAGAACACAUUCCCAAGUUUUCUGGCACAUUUGGGGCAUUUCAAUCAAAAGUAAGUAUUAGUUUAUCAUUAUAGACAUCAAGGUUUCUUAAUAUUGUUUUAUGUUUAGUGAGCUGACCAAACUCCGCGACAGUCGAACACAGUUUGACAACAUGUCUCAAGCUUUGAAUGAUGCACUAAAUAAACGUGCUAGCAUAUCUAGAAGUUGUGGACAGCAGCUGAAAGAAGCCAAGAACGGGUUGACGGCCGUUGGAACUUGUUUUGCACAUACCUCAUUGGACUAUGUGGCGCAGAUUAACAUUGCUCAUUCUAGGAAGCAUUAUGUGUUGUUGGAAGCUGUAAGUUGGUUUUAAAGAUGCUAUGUGGUGUUGUUUAUGUGAUAAGAUAUGAGUUUUAACAAGAGACUGAUUACAAUCGGGUCAAAAUGGGUCUGGUAAUCACUGUACCUCCAAUUAUCUAUGUUAAUAUAAAUUUUUAUGUUUAAAAAAUUUUCAGUUAUGGCUACUAAUAAAGGAGUACAUAGAAUUCUUCAAAAAGGGCCAUUCAGUGUUUGUAGAGAAGCCAGACGUGGAUACGGAAGAGAUUGUGGAUAAUAUCAGCAUGUUAAGGACCAGGAGUAAACUGGUCGAAAGGAAGAUGCAGGAUCGACAUGCUGUUGUGCCAAAGGUAUAUUUAUAGUUUUUAGGGUAGAGUGUCACUGGUGAGGUUAUUGCAAUUUUAAAUUUGUAUUAAUUUAAGAGUGAAAUGGGCAAAAGUAUAUUACACUAGGGAAAGAUGGCUUUUUGGGAGAUUUUUAGUUAUAAUUUCUUUUUGAUGCUAUAGUUGGACUUGCUUUUUUAAUAUAUUGUGAAGAAUCGUAUUAGCAAACAAGCUUUUUAUUUUCAAUUUGCUUAUUUAAAAUUUGAGGCUAAAAGAAGUAAAAAACUAUAUUACACUAGGCAAAAAGUGGCUGUUUUGGUCGAUUUUUAAUCAUAACUUUUUUCUAUUAUGGCCUAUUAACUUUCACUUUUAAAAUAACGUAAAAUAGAGUCUAGCAAACCUAUGUUAAUAUUUAAUAUUCAAUUCUGCAAAAAGAAACCAACAAAAGCGCUUAAAAAUUGAGAAGAAUCAUUAAAAUCUGAGUCAUUUUGAACGUCGAAGCGAAUUGAAAUGUAUUAAAUCAAGAAUUUAAAGGCUAAAAUUGCUAAAAUUUUAUUGUUUCAAACAUGUUAAAUUAAAUUAGCUAUGUUAUAAUAUGAAUAUCUGAAAGUAUUACCUAAAGUUUUGAUGUUAAAGUUGAUUUACAAUGCAAUAGGGUUUACAAUAUACAACUUGAAUGAAUGUUUAUUGAGAUUAAAGGUCAAAAUCAACAUUGAUAAGGUUUUUGUGAGUUUUUAUGUAUUAAAAUUAUUUGAAUUUGAUUAAAAAUUAUUUUUUGAAAAAAAUAUUUUAAAUUUGGGUUUAAAGCGAAAUUUUUUAAGGAUUUUUGGUUAAAAAUGAGAAUUUUUAGCCAUUUUCUAUUAAAAAUCAGAAAAAAAAUUGAACUUCAAAAACGAUUUGUCGUAUCUGAUAUGGUUUACAAGCUUUCCGUUUUUCAGGAUUUGUAUGAAAUGCACUCGGGUCUCCCGACUGAUCCCGAGGUCGCCAUGGAGGGUUACCUAUUCAAAAGAUCAAGCAAAGCCUUUAAAACUUGGCACAGGAGAUGGUUCAUGAUCAAAGGAGACAAGUUUGUAAGCUUUUGAAGUUUGAAAUGGCAUUUUUUUGAGGUUUUUAGGCGUUUUUAUGACUUUUUGGAAAGUGGAAGUUGAGUGGAAGAUUUUUAAUGUAAUUUGCACUGAAAAUCUUCCACUAAACUUCUACUUGUAAAAAGUGUUAAAAACGUGUUAUUAGGCCAUUUUAUGACAUUUUAAAAGUGGAAGUUGAGUGGAAGAUUUUCAGUGCAAAAUACAUUACAAAUCUUCCACUGAACUUCCAUUUUUUAAUUGGCCAUUUUUUGAUUUUCAACGAAAGUUCAUGCUAUUUGAAGCUCUGUAACGAAAAUUUUUGCCAUUUGAAGCCCUGUAAAGAAAGUUUUUGUCAUUUGAAGUCUUGCAACAAACAUUUUUGCCAUUUCAGAUGUACAUAAAGAAGAACGGCGAACAACUUCAGAGCAUGGUAAUGGAAGACAAUCUAAAGCUGUGUUUAGUUCGACCAGCACCAUCUUCAAUUGAAAGGAGUUGUUGUUUCGAAUUGGUGUCGAGAAGCGGGUAAGUGGACUAGAUUUUGAAAAAAAAAUUAAAAAUUUUGUUACCUAAAAUUUGAUUUUUCUGAAAUUUUUCAAAUUUUGAUGACUUUAGAAACCACGUACUGCAAGCAGAUUCUGAAAUGUUGUGUAGGGAAUGGAUUCACGCGCUUCAGACGACUAUUCAGCAUCUACAUGAAGGUAUGGGUUUAAUUUUUAAAAAUUUUUGUUUUUAGAGGGAAAUUUGAAAUUUUUUUUGAAGAGUUGAAAAAUUGGCUUUAAAGAUGAUUUUUUUAUUAGAAAUGGGGAUUUUUUGCCAUUUUUCAUUAGAAACGAUGAUUUUUUGGCCAUUUUUCAUUAGAAACGAUGAUUUUUUGGCCAUUUUUCAUUAGAAAUGAGGGUUUUUCUGCUAUUUUUUUUUUAUAGAAAUGAGGAUUUAUUUCAAAAUUUUUCAUUUGAAAUAAGGAUUUUUAAAAAUGAAAAAAAAUUAUUUUUUAAAAUCUCCAGGCGACACUCUCGAAAAGCCGUCAACAUUUAUGCAAAGCCUGGAAGUGAGUCACAUGAAUGCAUCACAAGCCUCAACCAAACGAACAUCAUCCUCAACCCUACCCUCAAUGUCCCUAUCCAACCCCCAAAUCCAACGAGUCUCUUUCUUCGAGGAACUCAAACGAAUCCCCGGCAAUCGACAAUGUGCCGAUUGUGGCCACAACGACGCCAAAUGGGCCUCAAUCAACCUGGGCGUGAUCAUCUGCAUCGAAUGCUCCGGAGCACAUCGAAGUCUGGGCGUUCACGUUUCGAAAGUACGCUCGUUAACGAUGGACGAACUCUCAACAGAACAGAAAGAAGUCCUAAAGGCCUUAGGCAAUCAGAAAGUCAAUAGAAUUUACCUGGCUGGAAUGCCAGAUCAAGAAAUCAUGGCCAACGGCAAAGUAAGCCUCAACCCAAACUCGGAGCGAGCGGAACGAGAACAGUACAUCACGGCCAAGUAUGUGGACAAAAAGUUUGUCAAACCGUUGACAAACAAGUUCCUGGUCAAUAGUCAAGGUAAGAAGUUGUUUUUGGGUUGGUAUUGUGAUUAAGAAUGGAGUUGUUACCUAAAAUAGGGGUUUGAUAUCUAUGAUAACAUAAUUUUUUUAUUUAGAAAAUGAUUGUUUUUAGUCUUAAAAGUUUUUUAUGAACAUGCAAUUUAUUAUUAUAAGUUUUAAAACGUGUCAGGAGGUUUAAAAAAAAGAAGUUUAAAAAUUAUAAUCGAAAAUAUUAUCCGUGACAUCUAUGAUAAUAUAAUUUUUUACUUAUAAGCUUACUGUUUUUAGUUUAGAAACGACCGUGAGGGCAUGAAAUUUACUACCACAAGCUUUAAAAGGUGACAGGAGUUUUAAAAGUUAUUUUAUAGCCAAAAAUGUUAUUCAUGCCACCUAUGAUAAUAUAAUUUUUUGUUCAGAAGCUGGCUGUUUUUGGUUUUAAAACAAUUUUGAGGGUAUAAAAGUUACUAUGGUAAGCGUUAAAAGGUCGCAUGGACUUUAAAAACGAAGUUAUAAUUAAAAAUGUUAUCCAUGACACCUAUGAUAAUAUAAUUUUUUAUUUAGUAGCGCACUGUUUUUAGUUUAGAAACGACCGUGAGGGCAUAAAAGUUAUUAUUACAAGUUUUAAAAGGUGAUUCGAGCUUUAAAAAUGAUGUUGUAACUAAAAACGUUAUUCAUGACACCUAUGAUAAUACAAAUUUUUGGUCAUAAAAUGGUUGUUUUUGGUCUUAAAGUAGUUUUAAUGGCAUGAAAUUUAUAAUGAAAGGUUUUAAAAGUUGGUUUGUAUACCAAAAAUUGAGGUAUGAUUAAAAAUGACUUUGUUCUUACCUAUGAUAAUACAAUUUUUAACUAUAUAAACCUUACUUUUAAGUAUAAAUUCUAAUAACAACUAUUUCCAGGACCCCCAAGAUCUAAUUCUUACCACGAGAAUCUAGUCUUUCAUGCCAACUUCAACCAACAGCCAGAAUCCAUCGACGCUGGUCGUUCCGUACCGUUCCAACGCCAAAGCUUGAUAUCAACAAACUCGGACUCACAUCUAAAUGAAACAGAAGCCUUAGAAAUCGAGAAGAAGGCUAUAAAACUGUUGGAGAACGGCAAUAUCGAAGGGAUUUUGGAUUUAACGGCCAAUGGUUUUGAUCUGAAUGCACGGCUGAGCAGUACGAACCAGUAUCCUCUACAUGUCGCUAUGAGUAAUGUAAGUGCUUUGUUAAUCUAAAAAGAAAGGGUAGCUUAGUCUUUUAGUUACGUUCAAAAGUCAUAUCUUAAGCCUAAAAUCAUAUCUUAAGCCUAAAAAUCUCAUUUUAAGCCUAAAAAGCUUUUUAAUCUUAAAAGUCUCAUUUUAAGCUUAAAAGUCAUAUCUUAAGCCUAAUAAGCUUUUUAAGCCUAAAAAUUUCAUUUUAGGCCUAAAAAUCAUAAUUUAAGCCUAAAAUUUAGAUUAGGAAAAAAUUUUGUAAAUUUAAGCUUAAAAGUCAUAUCUUAAGCCUAAUAAGCUUUUUAAGCCUAAAAAUUUCAUUUUAGGCCUAAAAAUCAUAAUUUAAGCCUAAAAUUUAGAUUAGGAAAAAAAUUUUGUAAAUUUAAGCUUAAAAGUCAUAUCUUAAGCCUAAUAAGCUUUUUAAGCCUAAAAAUUUCAUUUUAAGCCUAAAAUUUAGAUCUGGAAAAAAAUUUGUAAAGUUAAGUUUAAAGGUCAUAUCUUAAGCCUCAUAAGCUUUUUAAGCCUAAAAAUCUCGUUUUAAGCCUAAAACUUUUAUUUUAAGCCUAAAAAUCAUAAAUUAAGCCUAAAAUUUAGAUUAGGAAAAAAUUUUGUAAAUUUAAGCUUAAAAGUCAUAUCCUAAGCCUAAUAAGCUUUUUAAGCCUAAAAAUUUCAUUUUAAGCCUAAAAAUCAUAAAUUAAGCCUAAAAUUUAGAUCUGGAAAAAAAUUUGUAAAGUUAAGUUUAAAGGUCAUAUAUUAAGCCUAAUAAGCUUUUUAAGCCUAAAAAUCUCAUUUUAAGCCUAAAAAUUUAAUUUUUAGCUUAAAGCUCAUUGAACAUAUUUUAAGCCUAAAAAUAAGAUUUAAAAAUUGAAUUUCAAAACUUAUGUUUAAGCGACAUAUCUCAAGCCUAAAAGCUGGAUUUUGAUUUAAAAUUUUUUAAUUUUAAAAAUUUUCAGAAGCAAAACAUUCUGAUCGAGUUUAUGUUUCUGAAUGGAAUUCAUGUGAACGUGGUUGACGCCGACCUAAAUUCACCGCUUCAUCUAGCCGCUGCUAAUGGCAACACAAUGUACGGUAGCUUUCUAUUUCAAAAAGUUCUAUUUUACGUUGUAAAGAAAGUUUUUGCAGUUUUUUUGAAAGAAAAGUUAAUAAGUUUGGCUUUGUUUUUAGUGGUGUAUAUCAAUUGGUCAAGAGGAAUGCGGACAAAGACCUGAAGAAUGCCAAAGGCGAAACCGCUCUACAGCUGGCUGUAGAGGCACAGCACGCUAACAUCGUCACGUUGUAGGUUGACAAGUUUUUAAGAAAAUUGAAAACGCUUUAAGCCUAAAGUAUGUGCCUAAACCUAUGUUUUCGUAGGCGUAAGCCUAAAAUGUGUAUUCAAGCCUAAAGUGACGCAAGCCUAAGCCUAAAAUGUGUUUCUAAGCCUAAAGUUACGUAAGCCUAAAAUGUGUACUUUAGCCUAAAGUUGCGUAAGCCUAAGCCUAAAAUGUAUACCUAAGCCUAAACUUGCGUAAGCCUACGUUUAAAAUAUGUACGUAAGCCUAAGUUGUGUACUUAAGCCUAUAGUUACGUAAGCUUAAGCCUAAAAUAUGUACCUAAGAUUAAAGUUACGUAAGUCUAAUCUUGUAAAGUACAUAAAAAUUUGUGAUGUAUUAUCUAAUACUGGCUGGUUAUAUAACUAAAUAGCCUUAGAGAAAUUGUCAGAAAGCGUGUUGCGCAACGUUUUCUUACGUAAUUUCAUGGUUUUAUGUCAUUUUUGCCUCGAUGUAAAACGACCCAAAAAAUUACUGCGAGUGCUGGGAAUUUGACUCCAAAUGCCUGCGAGUGCUGGGAUUUCAUUCAUUUUUUACUACGAGUGAAUCCUAUCAUACACUGCUAUCUUACCGUAGGCUUUGGUUGUUCUUUUUUUUUAUCGAGCCUAAAAUGGAGGCCUUAAGGCUAAAAAUAAACGUAUAUCUAAGCCUAGAAUAUGUAUCUAAGCCUAACAUUACGUAAAAGUAAGCUUAAAAUGUGUACCUAAGCCUAAAGUUACGUAAGCUUAGAGUAAGUGCGUAAGGCUAAAAUUACGUAAGUCUAAGCCUAAAAUAUGUACCUAAGCCUAAAGUGACGUAAGCCUAAACUUAAAGUUACGUAAGCCUAAGCAUAAAAUGUGUUCUUAAACUUAAAGAUACGUAAGCUUAAGCCUAAAAUUACGUAAGCUUAAAAUAUGUGUCUAAGCCUAAACUGUGUACUUAAGCCUAAAGUGACGUAAGCCUAAGCAUAAAAUGUGUACUUAAACCUAAAGUUACGUAAGCCUAAAAUAUGUGCCUAAGCCUAAAACGUGUACCUGAGCUUAAGGUUACGUAAGCCUAAGCCUAAAAUGAGUACCUAAGCCUAAAAUGAGUAACUAAGCCUAAAAUAUGUACAUAAGCUUAAAAUGUGAGUGUAAGUCUAAAAUGAUGUACCUAAGCCUAAAAUAAUGUACCUAAACCAAAAAUUAAGUACCGAGCCUAAAGUGAGUACCUAAGCCUAAAAUGGUACCUAAGCCUAAAACAUGUACGUAAGCCUAAAAUGUGAACCUAAGGCUAGGCUUAAAAUUUGUACCUAAUCCUAAAGUUGUGUAAGCCUAAACUAUGUAUUUAAGCCUAAAAGGAGUAGCUAAGUCUAAGCUGUGUACUUAAACCUAAUGUUAUCUAAGCCUAAAAUAUGUACCUAAUUUAUUCGUAUUGUUUUAGACUCCGGCUACAAGACCUGCGAGACACAGACCAAAACGAUGGCCUCGAAUCCACGGUGGAUUCAUUUAUGAACGAUCUGAAUGCCAGAAAGGACUCAAGUCCGCCUUCAUGA